Bradysia coprophila is the source of this 7085-nucleotide messenger RNA. RefSeq lists its product as uncharacterized. NCBI's taxonomy places the organism in Eukaryota, Metazoa, Arthropoda, Insecta, Diptera, Sciaridae. Gene Ontology annotation, biological process: DNA integration. The record is from RefSeq and is a predicted model, not a curated record. Gene Ontology annotation, molecular function: nucleic acid binding.
GGAAACGAAAGAUCAAAUUGCUAAUCCUAUGGACGAUCCAGUACCAACCAUCGAGGAUAUUGGAAGCGAUUCGGCAAUCGGCACUAGUGGCAACAGUCCCACAAAUUUGAACACUCAAAGAACACAUCCGAACAUCAACGUUCAAUCUACACAGCAGAACACCGUUACGAUACCGAAAGUAACGCAGAACGAUCCGCCCAAGUCAACGUUUCAAGUCAACACUCAACCAAAUUCGAGUAAGAACCAGUCCGUGCCUUCAAGUGCCAAUCAACCUCCGAACAGUCCAGUGCAAAAUCAAACAGUGGUUAUGAAUCAGCCACCGACUUGUACAGCAAAUUUUAUUAGUCAAGCUCAACCAGUAGCAUCGAAUAGUGUUCAGUUGACCAAUCAACAACAGUCGUUUGCGUCGAACUCUCAUUCAACAGGCGUAAUGUCAGCGCCAACUAACAACCAAAACCAAACGGUCAUUAACACCACAGAUGUGGCAUCGAAUGUUUCAAAUGCAGCUACAAAGCAAAUGAAUACAUCGAAUACGUUGACCCACCAGCCCAUAAUGUCCAGCAAUUUUCAAACUGGCACGGGAUACAUACAUCCGUUGUCAAAUCAACCACUACCAGUUGUCUAUCAGCCAUAUACAUCGAAUCCGCAUGUAACUCAUCCGGUGUACCAGCCAGUCUACUAUAAUCAACAUUUGGUUACGUCAGCGAGUACAACACAACAACCUGGAACUGCUCAGGCUGCUUCUAUGAAUAAUUCACCAGCUGGCUAUCAAUCCAACCAAAGAUUUACUUACCCUGGUGCGAUGAAUCUCCCUUACGCUCCACACUACUACACAGCAGCUGCAGCGCCAAAUUCACAAAUGAUUCAAAAUCCCGGUGGCAUCAGACAAUUAACUGCAGAACAAAUCGCUUCUCGUCAAGUCGUACCGAGAGACUUACCGACAUUUUAUGGUGAUGCAGAGGAUUGGACUAAGUUCUUCAGUGCCUAUCAAAAUUCCACUACUGUAUGUGGUUACAACAAUAGUGAAAACCUCGGUCGUUUACAGAAAGCUUUAAAAGGAGAUGCUGAGGAAGCUGUUCGCAGCCUGUUAGUACACGCUGAUGCGGUACCUGAGAUUAUUCGUACACUGUUCUCAUUGUUUGGUCGGCCUGAAAUAAUUAUCGACAAAAUGAUUACCGAUAUUCAUAAGGAACAGGCACCGAAAGAUGAUGAUUUGGCAUCAAUCCUGAAAUUUGCGAUCAAAGUGAAGAACCUAAGUCAUUCGAUUCGCAAUACUGGCGUUAUGGAACAUUUACGAAAUCCAACUUUGAUCAAUGCAAUCACUGACAAGCUUCCAGCACAAAUGCAAUUGAGGUGGGCUUAUCACAAGCAAGCUGUAGGUUAUACUGACCUUGGGGUUCUUGGAGACUGGCUGAGCCAGAUCGCCGAAGCGGCUAGUCUUGUAGUACGAAGAAGCAUCAAAACCAGUUCGAAGAAAAAAGAACAACAAAAAGAUCAGCAAAGUUCAGCUAAACCAAAUCCAAGUUCAACGAAGCCAAAUACAUACGUCAACACACAAGUCGAGAACACAUCAGAGAAAUCGAAUUACCAGUCAGCCACAAAGUUCAAAACGUGUCCUGCUUGUAACAAUAGUUCCUGCUCGAAGCUCUCCACUUGCAACAAAUUCAAGGAGAUGAAUCGUAGCGAUAAAUCGCUCGUAAUCAAAGAGAACAAAUUGUGUACUCGAUGCCUGGGUGGUCAUCACUUCUUUCGAUGUCGGUCUAAUUUGGUAUGCAAGGUCGAGGGAUGUAAAGCUAAACACCAUACAUUGCUGCACAAUCCGGAGAAACCGUCUGAGACACCAAACGUCAAUAGUAAUCAAGGAAAUGGUGAAAAAACCUCACCAGAUAAAUUCAGCACAAAUGCAAGUCACACAAACAACACCGUAUCCAGACCGAACGACCGUAUCGAUAUAUUUCGUAUAGUUCCAAUUACCGUGUUCGGCAAACAAACAUUUAUUCAUACGUUCGCAUAUCUGGACGAUGGAUCAAAUAUGACUACAAUGGAAGCUAGUCUAUCCAAUGAAUUGAAUUUAAAGGGCACGUCAGCUCCAAUUUGUGUAGAUUGGGCAUUCGGGUACACCCAUUCAGUGGAAUCAAAAACAGUUUCGGUGCGAAUCUCUGGACGUUUUAAUGGAUCCGAACAGUAUGAAUUGGAUAAUGUGCGAACAGUUAAGGAACUACAUUUGCCGACACAGUCGAUUUCACAACAGUGGCUUGAUCAGUAUAAACAUCUUCGUGGCCUUCCAAUAACUACAUACGAGUCGGUAAAACCGAGGAUGUUAAUUGGCCUACAGUAUUCCCGUUUAACUGUUUCGCUAAAAACGAUCGAAGGAAAUGUAAAGGAACCAUUGGCGUGCAAAACUCGAUUAGGUUGGGUAGUUCAAGGCCCGAGCUACGACCAAAACAACCAACUGGAACGCAAGUAUAGCAUGAACAUGUGUGAAUGCCAGUCUCAUGACAUCAAAUUGCAUCAGUUGGUAAAAGAAUAUUUCUUAAACGAAAACUUGGAUGUGAAAAUCCCGAACGCUGUGCUGGAAUCGAACGAAAUACAAAGAGCGAAGCAGAUCAUGGAAGCAACCACAUCGAAAAAAGAUGGUCGAUAUGAAACCGGACUGCUGUGGAAAUAUGAUCGAAUUGAACUUCCCGACAGUUACCCAAUGGCGUUAAAAAGACUGCAAUGUCUAGAGUCUAAAAUGUCGAAAAAUCCACAACUCGCGGACAAUCUACGAAAUCAGUUCCGGCAGUUUGUGGACAAAGGAUACAUCAGGAAAUUGACACCAGAAGAACUUGAAACGAAAAGCGAUUCACCAACUUGGUACUUACCAACAUUCCCAGCAUUCAACCCUAAGAAACCGGAGAAAGUUCGAAUUGUUUGGGAUGGCGCAGCCAAAGUGAUGAAAAUUUCUUUGAACUCCGUGCUACUAACUGGACCAGAUCAACUCAUACCGUUGCCCGAUAUACUUCGCAGAUUUCGGGAACGACUUAUAGCCAUGAUUGGUGAUAUAAAGGAAAUGUAUCACCAGAUCAAAGUAAUUAAAGCUGAUCAGAAUGCUCAACGAUUCUUAUGGAGAGAUGGUGAUUCAUCAAGGAAACCUGACGUAUAUGUAAUGCUGGUUGUAUCGUUCGGCUUAACAUGUUCACCAAGUCAAGCCCAAUUCAUAAAGAACAAAAACGCACUCGAAUUUAUCAAAGAAUUCCCGGAAGCAGUCAACACUAUCAUCAACAAUCACUACGUGGAUGACAUGCUCGACAGCGAACACACUGUUGAUGCUGCCGAAAAACGAAUAAAAGAGGUCAAAUUCAUUCAUCAAGAAGGUGGCUUCGAAAUUCGCAAUUUCAUUUCUAAUUCGAAGGAACUUCUACGAAGAAUCGGAGAGAAUACCGAAUCGGAGAACAGAAAUAUGAACAUCAGCGUCGAACUUGGUACCGAACGCGUUCUUGGCAUGUUUUGGAACAUGGAAACCGAUUGCUUUACGUUCUCAUUGAAAUUCACAAGAAUCAACGAGAAUAUUCUGUUUGGAAAACAGUGCCCAACCAAACGAGAAGUUUUACGCACCUUGAUGUCCGUGUUCGAUCCGCUUGGAUUGUUGGCUAAUUAUUUGAUUCACAUCAAAAUCCUAAUACAACACAUAUGGCGAAGCAACGUGGAUUGGGACGAAGAAGUAACUCCGUCGAUUUUCAAUAAAUGGUUGGCAUGGAUCAAAACAUUACCGAGCGUUGAAAAUAUCCAAAUUCCCAGACUAUACUCGCCAAAGUUAUCUCCAAAUGCGCCAAAUUCAAUCCAGCUACACAUCUUCGUUGAUGCAAGCGAAGAAGCCUAUGCCACAGCAAUAUAUCUUCGAAUCGAAGACGACGAUGGUAUCGAUUGUUGUUUAGUCGGUGCUAAAACCAAGGUGGCACCAAAUAAACCAACUUCAACACCUCGAUUGGAGCUACAAGGUGCGGUGCUAGGAACUCGCUUGGCAAGCAGUAUCAAGUCCAGUCAAACGUUGAAGUUCGAUAAGCAAGUUUUCUGGACCGACUCUCAAAACGUAAUGGGGUGGGUUAACUCCGAAGCUAGAAAGUACAAGCAGUUCGUGGCAUUUCGAAUAUGUGAAAUUCUGGAGUCAUCAGAUCAAAACGAAUGGCGAUGGAUUCCGUCCGAACAUAAUGUCGCUGAUGAGGCAACUAAAUCAAAAGAGAUCGCAAGAUUGGAUUCGUCAUCUCGUUGGUACAAGGCUCCAGAGUUCCUGUACGACAAAGAAGAAGAUUGGUUCAAAGACCAAGGCGAUAUCGAAUAUUUUACCGAAAACGAAGUGAGACCAAGCUUUUCAAUGGCUUGUCGUGAAAUCAUUCGACCGCAAAUCAUCGACAUUGAAAGGUUCUCUCAAUGGAAUCGGCUUGUUAGAGCUCAAGCAUAUGCUCUCAGAUUCAUUUUCAAUGUUCGCCAUUCACAACAAGAACGUCAAUUCGGGCCGCUGGUACAACAGGAAAUCCUCGAUGCCGAAAAUCACUUGUAUCGUCGUGCACAGUCAGAUUGUUUUCUAGACGAGAUAGUGGUAAUGAAGCACAAUCAAAAUAGACCGCUAAAAGAGCAAAAAGACUUCGAAAAGUCUAGUAUUCUACGCACUUAUUCACCAUACAUCGACGAAGACGGUGUUAUUCGAAUGCGUGGAAGAAGCGAUGCAGCCACCGUUUUAUCGCACGACACGAAACGUCCAAUCAUCCUUCCAAGACGUCAUCGGAUUACUCGUCUCAUUGUGGAUUAUUAUCAUCGACGUUACAAGCACAUCAACCAUUCUACUGUCCUCAAUGAAAUCCAACAGAAAUUCAUUAUACCGGCUCUUCGUGUGGUCCUGAAAAGCAUUAGAACAUCAUGCCAAAAAUGCAAAAAUUUAUCGGCAGAACCGAAGAUUCCCGAGAUGGCCGAGCUUCCUCCUGGGCGAUUAGCGGCGUAUACUUUACCAUUUACUUUCGUCGGAAUAGACUUUUUUGGCCCGAUAAGAGUUAGAAACGGAAGAAAAACGCGAAACCGUCCAGUGAUCAUGGAAAAAAGAUGGGUUCUAUUGUUCACUUGCUUAACGACACGAGCCAUUUGGAUGGAGAUCACUCAUUCACUUGAAACGAAUUCCUGCGUUAUGGCCAUCGACAACUUCAUUUCGAGGAAAGGCCAGCCGAAGAGAGUCUUCUGCGACAAUGGUACGUCGUUUCACGGUUCGGAAAAGGAGCUACGUGACGAAUUCAGUAAAAUAAACCAAAGGGACUUGGCAGAAAGAUUCACUAGUUCUGAGAUGGAAUUCAGAUUCAAUCCACCGGCUACUCCACACAUGGGUGGAGUAUGGGAACGUCUCAUUCGCACAGUCAAAUCAUGCCUUAAACAAACAAUGCUAACCAGAUGUCCUAACGACGAAAUGUUAAAAAAUCUAAUCGUGUCGGCUGAGAAUAUCGUCAAUUCAAGACCGCUGACUUACGUGGCAUUGGAAUCGGCUGAUGAAGAAGCAUUAACCCCGAACCAUAUCUUGCUUGGAUCUUCGAAUGGAAGAAAACCGUUGGGAGAGUUCCCCGACAAAGACUUAGCAAGAAACACCUACAAAGCCGUACAAAUUCUUGCGAAUAAUUUUUGGCGGCGAUUCGUCUUGGAGUACAUGCCAACACUCACCAAAAGAACAAAAUGGUUCAAGCAAAUGGAGCCGAUCAAAGUCGGUGACGUCGUGAUAGUAGUCGACGAACGGAACGAGCGUAAUACAUGGCCAAAGGGAAUCGUCGAGAAACUUAUGCCUGACAAAAGAGGAAUUGUGCGGCAAGUUAUGGUGCGAACAGCUAAAGGAAUUCGACGACGAUCUGUUGGGAAGCUAGCCGUUUUGGAUGUGAAACCGCCCAUGGAAGAUGUCAAUCAGGACUCAAUGGUGUCGAUUCACGGAGAGGGGAAUGUUGGGCAGCAACACAUGACCGGCAACACUGAUCUACAUCCAUUUCAUUCAGCAACAGGAUUGCCUGAUUCUGCUGUAAAUUAGUGACAGUCGUGGUACCGGAAAAACAUUUGUUCUUUUGAUUUCAUUAGAAAACGGCCAAGUGAUUCAAAGCUCGAAGUAAAUUUAAUUUAAUCGUAAAAUCGAUCCGUUCAAAUCGAUCAAUUAUUUCUUUUAAUCGAAGUACGUAGUGUGUUGUGUUGUGAGAUAACGAUUGUUGCUAGCGGAGUUUGCCAAGGAGGUAAAAAUUGAUUUUUUCGUGAAGCACCAAGUGUGCAGGUUUUCAUUUGCAGUUUGAUUGAUUUACAGGCGAAACGUUCGCGGAACAUUAUAAUUACACGAAUCAACAGCCUGUGUUGUAAGCUGUCGAAUCGUGAACUUUAUAGUUACAUCGCUCAUACACACACACGCACGCGCAUUGAUCUGAAUUGUUAUUUAUCGGCAAAGGAAUGCUAAACGUAAGACAAUUAAUGAAAAGCUUUGUUAACAUAGUUUAACGAUUUAUGAAAAUUUGUUACAGAAAUUUGAAGUGUUUGAUUAAAGAGUUGAAAUCAAGACGUGACGUUUCCUUUAACUCAACGACACUCACAAAUUUAAAAUCCAGCCGACAAGAAGUUGCAUUUAGCACCAAUAAGUGCCCGUUCGCAACAAUUACAGAAAAUUUUUUAUGCAAAACUGGCAAAAUUAAAAUGAAUCACCGUUAUUCUCGAUCGAUAUGGUGAGUUAAAAUAAAAUUCACGUACAUUACAAUUAUUCAUCCAUACAGUCAAAAAUAACAGCAGUUUUUCCCAACAACACAACAACAACAAAAAUGUUGGAAGAUAAAACUGAAACAGUAAAGGUAAAUAAGCCGGCCGCAUAUUAUUAUUAACAAUAGUUGAAAUGAAAUCAUUUCUUCGUUUUUUUUUAUGUCGAUACAGACCAAAAUUAAAUCUCUAUUUUCUUGGAAGUUUUUUUGUUUUUUUGUUUUUUUUUUGUUUUUUUUGGUAUUCUAAGUAUGAAUGUGAACUUGUGAGAUAGAGUCUCGUAAUGCAUGGAUCGAAAUUAUCUGAAAUUUAAACAUAUUGGACCGUAACAAAAACAACAUUUCAUUUUU